Molecule: messenger RNA, 889 nt
Organism: Osmia bicornis bicornis
Lineage: Eukaryota; Metazoa; Arthropoda; Insecta; Hymenoptera; Megachilidae
Exons: 3
Coding region: 98-889 (263 amino acids)
Molecular function (GO): protein binding
Source: RefSeq, a predicted model, not a curated record
UUUGACGGCUCGUUAAUAUAGGUUGACAAACGACUUUCGUGCAUUCAAUUAUCCUGUCACUCCCUCUCGAAUUUGUAUCACGGAAUAUUCGAAACGAAUGUGUUCCAGAUUGUCUCCGGAAAAUCGCAAAGCUAGUGUUUGCGAAGGACAGUGUCCUGAGAGUGAAGUCUCGAGGCCAACUGAUUGCGAAUAUUACGGAGAAUGUAAAAGAACGAUAGAUAUUGAUCAAGAAGAUGAUCAAUUACCUUCGCGAUAUUUGGAGCAAAGAAUCUUUCAUUUAUUGUUACCAGCGAUAGAAGAAACUCUUAUAGAAGCAUCGAAAUGGAACGCUCUUCGAGUACAAAAGUGUCGCUUCAAUGGUCUCGAUUAUAUCGCGGAGCUUUUGUGGAAUCGGAAUCCACGUCGUUCGAAGAUAUAUUCGCCUAUGCUGAAUGUUUUUGAGAUACCUCCGUUUAAAGAAUACCUGCUUAAACAUCCUAGACCGUAUUACCCAAAGUCGUGGUUAUGGUCUGAAGAGGAAGCAGCGUUGCAUAUACAGAGAUAUGUACGAGGAUGGUUGGUAAGGAAACGCGAGGACGUUCAAGAGAUGAGGCAAUUCUGGAAGGUAAAUAACAUACUUUAUAUUAGUAAUAUCACGUUAUAUUAUAUCUAUCGUUUAAAACAGGAUAUCGCUGGGAAAAAUAUAUUUGGUGAACCUGAUCAGUCGCUAGGAACAUCAGGUAAACUUUUCUUUAUACCUGUGAUGUUAACACAGCUACCAGAAGAUAUGAUUGCAGGUGAAAAACAAGAUCCAAAAUUGAUCCGCUGUGAAAAGUAUCGUUCGAUGUUUCUCAAGUACAGAACGAGGCGAUUGAAAACGCUUUCUGAUUCGAAAAGACAGUAUCAAUAA